AUGGAGACUGAGGAAGGUGUUAGGUUGAGGAAGCCAGCUCCUAUAAAAACGAAGAGAGCAAAGGAGGAGGAGGAGGGAAGAAGAGAUGGAGGAGAAGCUGGCGUGGACAUAAGGAACUGCAACAAGGAGAUGAUGAAUGUGGAAGAAGAGCCACUGAGCCCAGCUGCUCGUUUGUUCCAUGAACCAAACUUCAACCUGCAUAUUGUAGCAAUCAUGGGGGGCAAGACUAGGAUUUACCCUGAGGUUUUUAAGGCCAACUUGCCCCACACUUUGCUCAGGCACCCUCGCUUCUCUAGUUUACUGGUUGUGGAUGAGAAAAAUGGAGGAAAAAUGAAAUGGGUCAGAACAGAGGUGGAUCUAGACAAGCACAUAAUUAUUCCAGACCUGGAUCCAAACAUGGAGUCACCAGACCAAUUUGUUGAAGACUACAUCUACAACCUCAGCAAGACAACCAUUGACAAGUCAAAGCCACUGUGGGACCUACACCUCCUCAACCUCAAAACCUCCGAGGCAGAGGGCACUGGCAUUUUCAGAGUCCACCACUCUCUUGGCGAUGGCACGUCUCUCAUGUCUCUUCUGCUCGCUUGCACCCGCCAAAUCUCAAACCCUGAGGCUCUCCCAACCAUUCCAGUGAAGAAGAAGAAAGAUGAUGAUAAGAGGGUUUUUAACAGAGGAUUUUGGUGGUGCAUCUUUGGGGCUUGGUGGGUUUUGAAGUUGUUUUGGAAUACUUUUGUUGAUGUAUUCAUGUUUAUGUUGACUGCGUUGUGCUUGGAGGACACAAAGACGCCUCUUAAAGGUCCCCCAGGCAGUGAGUUCAACCCUCGACGAUUUGUUUAUCAGACUCUGAGUUUGGACGACAUGAAGCUGAUUAAGAAUGCAAUGAAUUUGACCAUAAAUGAUGUUGCUUUGGGUGUCACACAGGCUGGUGACGAUGAGAACAAGGACAGUGGAGCUGAGAAGAAAAACAAUCUUCCUGAGAACAUUCGCCUCAGAUCAACUUUGCUCAUUAAUAUUAGACCAGCUGCAGGAAUUCAGGCUUUGGCUGAUAUGAUGGAGAAGAACACAGAAGCAAAAUGGGGCAAUUGGAUUGGUUAUGUCCUCCUUCCUUUCACAAUUGCUUUAAGAGAUGACCCAUUAGACUAUAUUCGAGAAGCCAAGACCACAAUUGACAGAAAGAAACAUUCUCUUGAAGCCAUUUACACUUUCUCCAUUGCAGAACUAGUUCUCAAGCUUUUUGGCAUUAAGAGGGCGAGUGCUCUAUCCCAUAGAGUUAUUUCUCACACAACAAUGUGCUUCUCCAAUCUGGUUGGUCCACUUGAGGAAAUUGGUUUCUAUGGCCAUCCAAUGGCUUUCCUUGCUCCAAGUUCUUAUGGUCAACCACAUGCAUUGAUGAUUAACUUCCAAAGUUACAUAAACAAGAUGACUAUUGUUCUGUCAGUGGAUGAAGAGACAAUUCCUGAUCCCCACCUAUUGUGUGAUGAUAUUGUACAAUCUCUCAACCUUGUCAAGGAAGCUGUCGUGGCAAGAGGGCCUGUCAAGUAA
This is a messenger RNA of Prunus armeniaca (apricot), 1542 nucleotides long. The record is from the annotation of a GenBank genome assembly. Lineage: Eukaryota; Viridiplantae; Streptophyta; Magnoliopsida; Rosales; Rosaceae.